AGGUUUGAACUUUGAGCUUCUCCAACUUGCCGGCUUAAUUCCUUGCUCCCAAUCUUAAAUCACCGGCCAUUUGCACAAGCCUGGAUAGGAGCUCCGAGCUCCAUCUAUUACUGCCAUUCCUGGGAUGGGCGAUCUCUCUGCUCGCCACAGCCGCCGCUGCUGCGGCCGUUUCGUGGCCGUCCUUUGCCUCUGCGCGACCUUCUGCAAGCCAGAUGAUGUCCCGAUGGACCCUCUGCCACCGGACCUGCUGCCGGCGCGGUCGCUGCGGUGCUUCGAGGACGGCCAGGUUUACAGCUGCUGCGAGGGCGCGUACAGGCUGAACCCGUCGGGGAUCCUCGCCGUGCCCGUCGGGGCGGUGGACAACUACUGCGGCGGCGCGUGCGUGGUGGAGACGGAGGACGUGCUCAACUGCGUGGCCAGCGCGCUCGACGGCUUCGCCUUCUCCAACGGCGCCUCCGUCGAGGACGUCCGCUACGCGCUCAGGCGGGGCUGCAGCCACACCCUGAGAAGAGGUGACUUCAACGAUUUGGAGCCGCACCUGGGCGACUACCCGGACAUCUACGGCAACGACGACGAAGGCAGCGACGGCAGCAAGGUUACAUCUCCUUUGAAGUUGCUGGCGUUUCUCGGCGGUGCCUGGCUGUUCCUCCUUGAUCCUUGAAGACGCAAAAGCAUUUUCAAGAAAACAUGCAAAAAGCGUUGUUUGUUAGUAGUACCCAAAUUUAGUUUAGGCCAUCCUAUGAGAGAAGAGUACUAUUCAUUUCACAAGUUAACAUCUUGUAUAGUAAAGAAAUGAUCAACAUCUUCAAUUCUUGGCAAUUAUUUGUCACCC
This is a messenger RNA of Setaria italica (foxtail millet), 832 nucleotides long. RefSeq lists its product as uncharacterized. The transcript has 3 exons. The record is from RefSeq and is a predicted model, not a curated record. NCBI's taxonomy places the organism in Eukaryota, Viridiplantae, Streptophyta, Magnoliopsida, Poales, Poaceae. The coding region runs from base 125 to 661 and encodes 178 amino acids.